Durotheca rogersii is the source of this 2180-nucleotide messenger RNA. RefSeq lists its product as uncharacterized. The transcript has a single exon. Lineage: Eukaryota; Fungi; Ascomycota; Sordariomycetes; Xylariales; Xylariaceae. The record is from RefSeq and is a predicted model, not a curated record. The coding region runs from base 262 to 1431 and encodes 389 amino acids.
GUCGACCAACCGCGAUUGUCUAAUGACACGAUCUGCAUAAGUCUGCUUCACCUACCCUCUUCAUGAGCUAUCCUCCUUUUCUCUUCCGCGGAGUAGCAAGGCUAGCUACUCGCCUACAUAGCUCCCUGCUCACCCAAUGAUGCUCCUUUAUUUUAUUUUUUAUUUUUUUUAGAUUGCUGUGAACUGAUUCUUAUUGUUAUUGACGACUCUUAAUCAAAAUUUACAGCCUAUCAGUGGCGCCUGGCAUAGACACCCAUUCAGAUGGAUAGUGCAAUGCUCCGUCAUUCCAUGGUAGCGGAGGAGAUCACAGCCGGCACCACUAGCGAGACAGAUAAGCCUGGGACGGGGGCCGACCAUGGCUGGAGUGUUCAUGCUGCCGCAGAUACCGCCACCGGCUUCUACCCGUCUGGCCAUAGCCUCGAUGCGAAAACUAUGGAGGAGGAUGAUCCCAUACCUUCAGUCACUUCGGACAUUUCACCAAGGCGUGUUGGCCGGCCUAGAGCAACGCUCUUGCAUCAACCAAAUCAGCAAAUCGGGACUGAGACGCGAGAUACACCUAUCACUUUCGGGACGCCGGCAUCCCCGGCGCCAUCAACCUCGCGAAUAGCCGUACAUAUCAGAUCCUUACCGGUAACACCGCUGUCUUACAUACGCCGGGACAACCGAUCUGCUAGUAGAAGCCUUCGGGUGCCGCAAUCCGGGGCAGAAUCGUCCCCCAUAAGACGCGGGGCCUUGCUCUCCGUUGGAGGGACGGCUGACCUAACGAGAAAGAGGGGAAGACCAAAAGGUUGGAAGCCUAAGUUGUCUUACGCCGAGCUCAAGGGCGAUGCCAGCGCUGCAGUCUCUCGGUCUAGGAGAGACAAGAAGCCGGUAGUGCAACCCGAGCCGAAGCGGCGCGGACGGCCGCCUCGCCCCCUCGAGCCUACGGCUAGGGAACGAUACCUGCGGACCGAUGCCAAGUACGUAUCGUUCAAGUGCGAAUGGAAGGAGGCGUCGGGGAGGACGUGCCCGGCGGAGCUGCAGAACAUGAAGACGCUGCGCGAGCACGUCCAGGUCAUCCACGGCGACGCGGACCCGCUCGUGUGCCGGUUGGGAAAGUGCGCGGCGAGGGACCCCGCCGUCCGGUUCGAGGCGGACGAGGAAUUUGAGGAGCACGUGGAGGAGAAGCACUUCCGAGCGCUUAUGUGGUACUUGGGGGAGGGGUGCCAGAACGACAGCGCACCGACAGCAGGCAGCGGCAGCGAAGCGCUGCCGGCCUACCUCUUCGACAAGGACGGCAACCAGGUCACGCCCUCGGUGGCGGGGCAGCGGCUCGAGGACGAGCAGCAGCACCGCGAGCGGAGGCGGAAGCUGAAGCGACUCCUCCUCCAGGCGGAGGAGAAUGCUCCCUCCGAAGAGGAGUACAUCAGACAAACGCUAGGGAUGGUCUGAUGCCUGGUGGAUGGGAUAGCUCGCGUGGUGCACCAAGGCAGUUCACCGGCUAUAGUAACUGCGACUGGCCCGUCAUUUCUUGAUGAAACACGCAGUCGGCGUGCAGCCGUUGUUUUCCUAUUCGUCCGGCGCCCGAAGGUGAAGUCAAGAUUCCAAGGGGAACAAGCGCCCGUUCCUUGGACAUCCGAGGACGGGUGUGCGCAUAUAUAUAUAUUUAUUUAUACCCCCGGGUAGCAUGUCUAUCACGCUUCCUGGUCUUUCUUUCUGUCUAGCAUGCUUUUUGCCUACGCCUACUCAUUUGGAUCCGUCAUUAAGAGGCAUAGAACGUUCAUCUAUGUGCGUGCACCCAGAAUCCUAGGGCAACCGUUGAAGUAAUCUCCAAUAUGUGACUACUUUACGGAGUAGCAUUAUGGCCGUCGAGGACAAGUGACAUGCCAGGCUGAGGCUGAUGGCUACGUGGUAUGGCUGAUUACUGACAGAGGCGUACGUAGGGUGGCUAAAGCCCCAUCGGGUUGCCGCGAAAGCCGUCGCGAUGACGAAGAGGCGGAGUCUGCUGCGCCUGUCGCACUUGUGCUGGGUGGAUCGGGUACAUUCUUCAUCUUCCCUCCUACAUGCAUACGGUGCAUGUGGGUUGUGGAGGGUUCACUCUCGUUGCUUCGCUGCCUUAUUUAUAAGGCAUACAAAACGUUGAAAGCCCAACCUCAGUGAUCAUUGAUAUUGAAAGGAGGUAAAAACUAAGGUGCUAAAAG